Messenger RNA from Lathyrus sativus (Indian pea), 507 nucleotides. Lineage: Eukaryota; Viridiplantae; Streptophyta; Magnoliopsida; Fabales; Fabaceae. The record is from the annotation of a GenBank genome assembly.
AUGAAGAGACAAUUUCCAUCGAAGGAGAAUCAAGUUUCUGUUGAUGCAAUGGACUCUUGUUCCGCAAUUUCCGUUCCAUCAUUUCUCAUUCCAGUCCCCAAUCUCUGCACAGACAUCAACUCGUUAGAACUGGGACUCACCAGACGGGCAGCAAUGUAUCAGGACUACAUGAAGCAGAUCCCAAUCCCGACUAAACGAGGCUCUGUCAUUCCGUUUACAUCAUGGAUGGGAUUAGGCAAAUCCAUUAAGCAGCUAUACGGGCAGCCUCUGCAUUACCUCACAAAUGUGGCCCUUAUGCAAUGGGACCAGUUGAGAAUUGGCAGUGAGGAUGAAUGGAAGCCCUUGGACGAUAUAGUUCAUCCAUGCAAAGCAGAAGCAUCCAUCUGGCUCAUGGAAGAAAUCCAUCGACAAACCUCGUCACAUUUUUAUAUUGCUAAUCUCUGGAAGAAGGACCCAAUGUACAGUGGGUUUGUUGAUUCCAUUUUCCCAAAAUUGGAGCAAUCUUGA